Molecule: messenger RNA, 903 nt
Organism: Cucumis melo (muskmelon)
Lineage: Eukaryota; Viridiplantae; Streptophyta; Magnoliopsida; Cucurbitales; Cucurbitaceae
Product: pyridoxal 5'-phosphate synthase-like subunit PDX1.2
Exons: 1
Coding region: 1-903 (300 amino acids)
Biological process (GO): amino acid metabolic process; pyridoxine biosynthetic process; pyridoxal 5'-phosphate biosynthetic process
Molecular function (GO): amine-lyase activity
Source: RefSeq, a predicted model, not a curated record
AUGCCGGGAGAAAGUUCGAUCGCGCCCUUUGCCGCCAAUGGAAAUACCGCCUUUGGAUUCAAGGAGCGUCCAAAUUAUUUCAAGAAAGAACUAGCUCGGAUUCAUAGAGGAGUCAUUGUGGAAGUUAAGGACGUAUAUCAAGCAAAAAUUGCAGAGGAAGCCGGGGCGUGUUGUGUUUUGUUCUCCCAACAGAUUUUCGAAGGCAUAUCGCAAAUUCCUGAUCCGUUGCUAUUCAAGGAAAUUACGCUCGCUAUUUCCAUUCCGAUAAUCGUAAAGAUCCGCAUAGGGCACUUCGUUGAAGCGCAGAUUCUUGAUUGUAUUGGUGUGAGGCAUUUCGAUGAGAGCGACGAAGCUUCGGCUGUGGAUGACGAGAAUUUUAUCAACAAACACAAGUUUAAGGACUCGUAUUUCGUCUGUGGAAGUCGAAGCCUGGGCGAGGCGUUGAGGAGGAUAAAGGAAGGUGCGGCAAUAGUGAAGACUCUGGGGAAUAUGGGGUCUUCUUCAGGUAAUAUAUCGGAGACGUUGCGUAAUGUGAGGGCUGUGAUGUCGGAGAUUAGAUAUUUACAUAACAUGGAUGAGGAUGAGGUUUUCGCUUACUCACAAAAGAUCGGUGCGCCUUAUGAUCUUGUCAAAGAAACCAGGGAACUUGGCAGACUACCGGCAAUCUAUUACGCGGCCGGAGGCAUUGUGACUCCGGCGGAUGCCGCUUUGAUGAUGCAGUUAGGUUGUGAUGGUAUCUUCCUUGGAUUGGAGAUAUUCGAAUGCCCGAAUCCUCGCGACCGAUUAAGGAGAAUGGUUGAGGCAGUGAGGAAUCACCGCAAUCCCGAAGCUCUGGUGCGAGCUAGUUUUGAUUUGGCGCCGCGUGAGAAUCGGAUCGAACAGUCUGCUUCAGUGGCUGAAUAG